Molecule: messenger RNA, 468 nt
Organism: Glycine soja
Lineage: Eukaryota; Viridiplantae; Streptophyta; Magnoliopsida; Fabales; Fabaceae
Exons: 2
Coding region: 1-468 (155 amino acids)
Source: RefSeq, a predicted model, not a curated record
AUGGGGUGUGUGCUGGGACAACACGAUGAAUCUGGAAAAAGGGAACGGGCCAUCUACUACUUGAGCAAGAAGUUCACAGCAUGUGAGAUGAACUACUUGUUGCUAGAGAGGACAUGUUGUGCCUUGGUGUGGGCAACUCACCGGUUGAGGCAGUAUACGCUGAGUUACACUACUUGGAUGGUGUCCAAAAUGGAUCCCGUCAAGUACUUCUUCGAAAAGCCCACUCUCACUAGGAGGAUAGCUCGGUGGCAGCCUAUGCAUCCAGAAUUCCCUGAUGAGGAUAUUAUGGCCUUGUUUGAGGAGGAGGUUGAAGAUGAGGAUAGGGAUAAGUGGGUUGUGUGGUUUGAUGGUGUGUCUAAUGCACUAGGUCAUGUGAUUGAGGCAGUGUUGGUUUCGCCGGACAAGAAAUAUAUACCUUUCACAGCUAGGUUGUGUUUCGACUACACAAACAAUAUAGCGGAGUAUUAG